Hemicordylus capensis (graceful crag lizard) is the source of this 10216-nucleotide messenger RNA. It is a transcript of the gene AXDND1, whose product is annotated as axonemal dynein light chain domain containing 1. The coding region runs from base 60 to 3533 and encodes 1157 amino acids. The record is from RefSeq and is a predicted model, not a curated record. NCBI's taxonomy places the organism in Eukaryota, Metazoa, Chordata, Lepidosauria, Squamata, Cordylidae. The transcript has 26 exons.
UUCUCAUAGAGACGUGGCGCUGAAAGACCCCAAGCACCGUUGUUAAGGCGGCAAGAUGAAUGCCUAUUAAAAACAAAGAGUUAAAGGCAUGCUCGUUUAAGGUAUGCGGCGCAAUAGACGUGGACAGUCGCCGCGGAUUAAAAGUAAAAGACUGGAAGAGAGCAAUAUCAGGAAGGACGUUCGGGGCGGGGGAAGUUAGGCGUUGCAAUGGGCAAUUACAAGAGGCGUGUUGUGUUCCCAUAGCAACGGCUACCUACAGAAAGCACAAGAGUUGUUGCAGAUCUGCCCAUGUGGAUUAUACUUUCUAUAUAGACUUGCUGCUGGAAACAUCUCUCAAUGAGCAAACUACUCCAAAUCAACAUUUCAGCAUGUCUGCUAACAAGGAACUAGUGCUGCCAUCUACUUCAAAACAAGAGCACCGAAAAACAAGAGAUACCUCUUCCAUUGUACCUGUCAGCAAAGAAAAUAAAGAACUCCCUGAGUUAAGAAACAAGUCAGACAUGGUAGACCGCUCAAAGCCUCUUCCCACAUCCUUACAGAAAGACUUCAUCCCAGAAGAGGUCUUGGUUGCUCUGACCAAUGCUGCCAGCCCAGUCCCAUUUCCAUCUCAUUUAAGACCCCCCAAGAAAACCAAAACAGUGAAAGAUUUUCAGGGCUGCAUCCGUACUGUUGAUGGAGUCUGGCAGCAUGCUGUUCGCAGAAACAAGUUUAAGUACCUGAUACAGAAUCCUAUCUGUCUGACCGGAGCUGGAAGGGAUGUCUCUUUUCUGUAUGAUGUCAUUGCUGCAAAAGGGACAAAGAAUCCUCCCCCAACUCCAGAACCUCAUAAGACUUCAUCUGGGAGGAGUUUGAAGCAGCAAGAUGAUAAACUUCCUGCAGCUAUUGCAGACAGUCUUGUUCCGGAAGAAUUUCAUCUUGUAAAAAACCGGGGUGUCCUGGGCUUAGAGUACUAUGAUGAUGAAUACACAACUCUGCUUGAAGACCAUGAAAACAGGUUGCGGAUUUUCCCAUCCAUGAAGCCAUCUGGGAGGUUAGAGGUUCUUCAACUGAUGAAGGUGAUGGACACCAUGCUGGAAAAAGCUGGUGUAGAUAACGAGGAGGUUGGAGUAGCGGGCCUUUCUCAGAUGCACAAUGUCCUGGAGUUGCUGAAGGUGGAACAGAACAUCUAUGACAUAGUAUUUCAUGAAAUCAUCCGACAAGUCAGUGUGGACUGUGCAGAACGAGGAGAACUCCUUUCCAAGCUCAGACAAAGGUAUGUUGAGCUUCUGAACCGGAUUCCCAAACAGAUGAGGAAUCUUUACAAAGAAAUAAUGGCACAGAGAGUGAUGGACAAACAUAUCACAGAUGAGCUGUUCAAUUUCAAGGAAGCUGUAGGACAGCUGACAAGGGAGUUGCGUACCAUCAGAGAACAUGACCACAAAGCAACUGUUGAAGCAGAGAAGGCCUAUCAGGAGCUGGCUGCAGCAGUACGGGAAUCUGAGAUGAAUUCCAACCUUUUGGAUGAAUACCGCAAACUAUAUGAAUUGCAGAGAGCAAGGCUUGAAGCCCAGAUUCACCAGUUAACUCAAGAAAAAGAGCUCUGGAGCAGUGCUACAUAUGAGUUAGCCCUCAAGGUAAUUGAAAAGAACAAGCUGAUCUUGGCUCGCAGAAUGUAUGCUAGUGAAAAAGCUUGGACCAAAGCCGUGAAGCACUUCGUAAUUCUUUUGGAAUCAGAGGAUGCCAAAGAUCUUUCCACACUGCAGGAGCUGACACAGGAAUUCCGGGAACUCUUGGUUCGCAUUGGCAUAGAAGUGGAGCAACUUGAAGACAAUAGUAGACAGAGGGUGAAGAGUAUUCAAAAUGGCUUGACUGGAUGGCUCAACUACUUCCAGAAUCACAUUCUUGGAAAAGGAAGUUACACUUAUACAAAGGGAUCCUCAUUUUUGGAUGAAGUCCUGGUGGAUCUCAAGAUUUGGGAAAAGAUGUUGAAUGAGGAGUUGGAGCAGCUUGGCGGAGAUAUGCUGUUAAUGAGACAAGAACCCCUCAAGACAGCGGCCAGCCUGCAGAAGCAGUGGAUGGAGCUCGGAAUUGCUGUACUCAGUCGCCACAAGGAUCUCAAUGGCAUGAUGCCCCCUGAAUUGAAAACACUAGAAGAAAUCGACAAAUCUUCCAACUAUCUUUGGCAGCAGUACAGUAUAAGAAUUGGUGGGGAGAAUGGGUCUGCUAGGAUUUUAACAGGAUUGGUCAAUAGUUUGGAAGACUGGACAUUCAAAAUGCUAGCCAGCAAGCAAAGGUCUGGUAUGCAUGAAACUGACUGGAUAAAAUUUUUCCAAACGGUUACUGAUUGGCUGGCCCAGAUGGAUGAUCUGUUGAAAUUCAUUGGUACUACGGAGACUCCAGAAGAUCGAAGGCUUAAAGUGAUUAAUAUCCAGGUGAUACCUGAGGAUGUGUUCAAGAAGAUUCAGCAGUGGAUCCUGACCACCACUAGUGGUGCUGAGAAAGAAAACAUUCAACUUUCCCAGGAACUGACUGAUUUCCACAAUGUUCUGAACAAGUGGAUGGUGAAUCUGCUGAUCCACAUGGUGCCAGACCACAUCACUCCGGAGAGUCUCCCUUUGACUGAUGCACAGGUUGCAAGGCAGGCAGAGCACAAGCUGCUGAACAUUUUCAGGCUGGAAGGAGAAGCCAUAGGCCUGGCUGCAAAGCUGACUAAAUUCUCCAGUUAUUUAGUCAGCUGUUGCAAGGAAAUGGUUGCAUCUGUAACACUCAGGAAAAUGGCUAGUUAUGAACCAGAUGCAGAAUAUGAAGUGGAACAAUUAGAGAAGAUCAAGACAGAAUGCCUGGAUUGGAUUGACACCUGCAAUCUUCUUCUGUCUGGAAUGAAGACCUCUCCCACCAAUUUAAUUAGCACAGAGGAGCUGGUCAAUCUGUUUGGGACAGAGGUACUUCAGCCAAAACGAGAACUGCCACCUCAUCCAGAGGAUGUCAUGGAUUCUUCCCUUGAUCAGCCAGUAGACUCCCUCAAGGAGCAUACAAAAGAUGAAGAAGAUAGUGCAAAGGGGAUAGCAGAAACAAAGCAAGUGUUGGAAACAGAGCAACAGCCAAGUACCAGCACUGAUCAGCAAGCUGUAAGUGCCGAGAUCACUUUCCCAGUCAGAUACAUUGGAGAGGAUUCUAACAUACAUGUCAGGUCUAUGCAGAUGGAAGAAGUUACAGUCUCUACGAGGGAGCUAUAUGCUAGCCAGUGGACCACUAAAUUCUCAAAAAAGGAAUUUGAGAUGCUGGCUUCAUUGGAGAUUCUGGAAGAGCGGCUCUUAGAGGCUGAAAAGCGGGCACAGCAAGCUGAGGAAAAAUCAGAAAGCCUCCAUGAGCAGUUGGAAGAAGCUCUGACAAAAAUCCAGGACCUGGAGGGUGCAGAACCAACAGAGAAGUCUGAGGAGGCAUCGAAACUGCAAAUAGUAGUCCCUACUGGAGAAAAGCCUGAUGUACCCCCACCACCUAGUCGUAAAUCAUCCGCGCCACGUACUAAGAAAUCCACCAAACCCAAGCGCUGAAGAAGAGAGUGACCUCAAGAAAGCCUUUGGCUCCUGCUUGUAGUAGACACUGGGCACACUGUGAUGAUGACACAUCCCUGGAGGGCAAGAGUUACUUGGAAUUCUCCCAGUUAUUAGUACAGUACAACAGUUGGCUGAACACUUUGGAACUGUUUCCCAGUUUUUAUUAGUUAUUUAGAAAACUUUCAAGGCCCAGGUUUGGGUUGCCUUGAGAUCUCCCUGUAUCCACCUAUAUAAAAUGGAAGGUAGACUUAAACAUAACCUAGAGGAAAGAUUUUGGGGUUUUGCUUCUUCAUAUUCUUGAGCAGAGGUUUGGAGUGUCUUGUACAGAGGUCCCCAAGUUGUGGCUGGCCUUGGUAUCUAGCAGUUAUUUGAGGUCAUCCUUCUUUCAAGUCCUCCAGGUACAUUGGGGAAGAGAAAAGGUCAGCGUCUCAGUUAAUAUUAAGCUGAGAGACUCUCAGAGGCAGUAAAAGCAGCAUGGCACAAGGUGAAUGAACAAUUUCAAAAGAUUUGAGGAAAGGAUAGUUCUUUAAUUUCAUGCCAGGGUGGUAGAAAUAAUCAGAGACAACUCCUGUUUCUGACUGCCCACCAAAGCCCAGUAUGGAAAUAAUCCUUUCACCUCUGAAAUGUGGGGAAAGGGUGGGCCAUUCACUCAUCUCAUGCCAUGCUUUGGAGACACUCCAAAGUAGCAAGAGAGAUUCUCUUGACUGCUAUCUCAUACACCAGGACAAAGUGAGAUGUUGACUUCUCUUUGCUAAAUCUUCUGCAUGUGCUAGAGGACUCAUGAGGGGUGAAGGAUCUGUUCAUUCCACCCAACAUGAAGCCAGAUAGCUGCCUCCCCACCACCACCCACAGUUCUCUACAAUGUGCAGAGAACUCGGGGGAAAGGAGAGGUCUCGCCUAUUGUGUUUGCUCACAAACGUGGUCCGCAGGAAGAUUCCUGGCUGCCAGUGGCAUUUAUGAAACCCUUACCUUGUAUAAACAGGUUAAUUCCUAGCUUGGCUCGCUGAAGUGUAUUUGAUAACUUUUCAAAUAUGACAUAUCUGUUCAUUUUCUGUCAAGCACUGCAUUGCUGUCUGAAGACUGACUAUGUCUUGUUUGAUGGACUACUGAGCAUUUUUUCUAACCCAAGAACUGUUAGCCUUGCCCCUGCUAUUGUGCCUUCAAGAGAAAGAUAGAGCUAGUAUGGUACUUCAAAUUAAAAAAUGGCAUAUGCUGAAACGGUAUCUUCCAUUUUGAAUGGAGAAUGUGAACACUUGUUUGGUGUUGUAAAGUAAUGGCCAAUUUACAAGCGAUUUAUCUCAUUGGAGUAUGUACCACUUCUCUCUCUGAAGUGAACAUAAUGUUAAAAUGCCCUCACUUCUCUGAGAGGUGAGGAAUUCCAGGGGUGUAGCACUACCUGAGUUCUGGUUUCCUUUGGAAGAAGGAUCACUAGAGGCUUAUGGUGCCUUUGCAAAUAAAUACAAAUAUACAAAUUGAGCAUUAAAUGGAAUUGCAAUAGCAGAGUGUAAUAACAGGUUACAUCAGUCAGUUCCCAGAGAGCCCCCCUUGUACCCCAAAGUACUUCAGCUUUCCUGUUUAGCCACUUCAGUCUAGUCCCAGCCACUUCAGUCUCCAAAAUCUUUGAUACUUGUCUUCUACCCUGUUGGGGUUAGAACUGUUGGGGUGGGCUGGAGAGAAGGAGAAUUGAGUAGCUUCAAACUCUCAUGGUAGCCUGUCCCAUCAGCUGAAGGAUACGUGACUUGCAUUACAACUUCCUGCAAAAUGAUGCAGAGUCAUAGAAAGCACUUUCAGGAACAUCCUCUGGGCCUCCUGGCCAGUGAUCUAAUUUUUUUCAUCUCUUUGUGGAAUGAGUUUUGUUCUGGGCAGCAAUAUCAAGGCAGUGUAUGCACAUGUGCAUUCAGAGUGGGACCUUCCUGAUUCAACCUGAGCGGAAUCUAAAAUUAACUGAGUGGACAUCAAAAAAUGUGUGAGCAUACACGCCUUAGAGGGAACUCUGCUCCUGGCCCAUCAGUCGGUGGUUAGCCUACAGAGAGAUGGCUGGCUAGCUAGCUUUCAUCAUUAUACCCAUCAGCCCAUUACACAAUCAGCACAUGAAGCUGCCUUAUACCAUUGGUCCAUCUAGCACAAUAUUCUCUCCUUUCACUAGAAGUGACUCUCCAAGACACUUAUACCAUUGCCUUAUACCAUUGGUCCAUCUAGCACAAUAUUCUCUCCUUUCACUAGAAGUGACUCUCCAAGUUCUCAGAGGUAGGGGUCAUUCCUAUCCCUGCCACCCAACAACCUUUUAAUGGGAGAUGUCAGAGAUUAAACCUGGGGUCUUACUCAUGCAAAAUGUGCACUAGUCAGCUAUAGAUUCUCCAAGUGGGGUCAUGUGGAAGCUUUGUUUUAAAGGAAAUGCAUACAGUUGCUUGAGGAAGUACAACAUUCCCCAGGCUGAGCUGAGGCAGAAAGUUUUCCGAGCUAUUUUCACUAAAUUACUUUAGUUGCAAUAGCCCUCAAAAGCUAAAUAACCACACAAAGGUAAUGAAAGUGUGUGUGUGGUGGUGGUGGUAGAAGCUUUACUAUAUGAAACAAAACUUGUUUGCUCUUUUAAAAAAAUGUAUUUUAAAUACCGGGAAGUGUUGGCUCUAGUGCUACAGCAGGGGGAAUGUAUUUUGCCCACUAAAAAUAGUUAAAGAAGAAAUAUGUUUGAAGUGUGGGGAAAUGCUAUGGAGGUGAGGAGGUGGCCUUACACAAUUUUUGAAUUAUUUAAAGAGACAUAUGUGAUCAUGAGUGUAUGUGUAUUUCCAUCCAUCUUCUUACUAAAAUUAAAACAUGCAGAUAUUUAAGAACAGUUGCAAAACUCCUAUGGGGAUGGGGAGGGCAGGUUACAAUUGAUUACAGUACUAUCACAAUCACUAGUCAAUCGGAGCCUGCAGCAGCUGUAAACACAACUCAAGAAAUGGGCAUUUGACUUCAGAGAAGAAAUAGUUUCUCCAUUUUUCUCCACUUCAGUCUGAACUGUACCAAAAACCUGAGCUGGUCUUGUGGUAGCAAGCAUGACUUGUCCCCUUAGCUAAGCAGGGUCCACCCUGGUUGAAAGGGAGACUAGAAGUGUGAGCACUGUAAGAUAUUCCCCUCGGGAUGGAGCUGCUCUGGGAAGAGUAGAAGGUUCUAGGUUCCCUCCUGCUCCCUGGCAUCUCCAAGAUAGGGCUGAGAGAGAUUCCUGCCUGAAACCUUAGAGAAGCCUCUGCCAGUUAGAUAGACCAAUGGACUGACUCAGUACAGUAGUCCCUCGACCUACGAACUACUCGACAACCAACGUUUUCGACUUACGAACGCCAAAAAAGACCGGAAGUAGUUGGCGGUUUAGAUUUGGCUUCCUCGACUUACGAAUUUUUAGAUGCGGUUUCCUCGACUUACUAGUGUUUCCAGACCUCCGUGGGUGCGCUUUUCGACCUACGAAAAUUUCGACUUACGAACGUCCGUUCGGAACGGAUUAACUACGUAAGUCGAGGGACCACUGUAUAUGGCAGCUUCCUGUGUUCCUAUGCAGGGUCAGUUUGUUCAGAGCCCACUUCAGGAUAGAAAAAAAUGUGAGUGUGCAUGAGUCUUCAAUAACUUCACAUUUCCCCACACUGUUAGGCAGGAUGAGUCACUUCAGGGGGUAGUUUUGUUGGUAGAACUUUUGUUGAAAGGUGGUAUAUAAAUAUUUAAAUAGUAGUUUGGGAGCAAGUUGUCAGUUAUUUACUAUAGUAAUCUGACUCAGAGUAAGUCAGCUCUAUACAUUUGUGUAUUUUAUUGUUUCUUUACCAUUAUAGGGUAUGGUAAAUCCACCAUUUGAAUUUUCUGUUUCAGGCACCAAUGUGUCUUUGGUUCUCUCUGCCCAUGGUUCCCAAAGCUUUAUAUCUGUCUCCAGCCACAAUAGUUUUUAGGUGUAUGUUGAUUUAUACAGAAAACUAACUUCUCACAAAGGGAGUCUUUUCCAGUUAGCCUGACAAUAACUUUAAUUUUCUAUAUUGACUGAUGCUAUUAGGCAAAAUGUGCUCUUAAAGUGUUCCUUCCACACAAUCACACAGACUGGAAACCUACACAUUUUUAAAAAGAAAGAUUGUUCAGAUUCAGAGGGAGCUGCCAACUCAAUUAUAUAGUCCUAGUCAGGCACAUUCUUUGACCCUCUGAUGAAGGAGUCAGCACAGCUGGUGUUUGUCCUUGAUUGGCUUUCACAGAUACAACUAACAGUAAACAAGAGGGUUGCUCAGGGAGUUAUUUAACAAUUUAAGACAACAAACAGCAAAGCGCUUUCACAGCAAGUUCCUAAGCUUCAUUUGUGCUGUGCUGCUCACUUUCACUCUACAGAUGGGUCAGCCAGUUCUGGCAGGACAUGCCACACCAGGGCCCAAAAAGCUGUGAGUGCAGGGCUAGAGCCAAAUGGGGUUUCCUAAAGGCCUCCUUGAGUACUGCUGGGAUGAUUCUUCACCAUUCACCACCAACACAUCUCAUGUUUUUCUUUAUAUAUCCUGCAGAGUUCUUUUCUUUAAAGUCAGAAGGCAAGAAAUGGAAUGGCUGGAGACUAGGCAAAGGUGGUGGUUUUUAAUCAGUAUUUCUGAACAGCACAAAUUUACACUCUCUUUCAUUAUCUAGUUUUGAGGCUAAAGAGUCAUUUCCCCACCACACACAUGUUAUCCUCACAACAACCCUCUGAGAUAGGUUAGGCGGAGAGAGAAUCACUGACCAGGGUUAUCCAAUGAGCUUGGUGCCCCAAUAAGGAUUUGAACCCAGGUUUCCACAGGUCUAUCCACUAUACCACACUGCAUUUUAGACAUACACAAGGUUUAUAAAGUGUAAACUGAAAUCAUCUGAGUAAGACAAUAGGCCCAUUCCCACAUUAUGUUCAGCACUCAUACAACAAGUGUACACAGGCACAGUCAUUCACAUGUUAUGCAGAACACAGGUACAGAAGUACACGUCCUAUCUGUACCAUGCAUGGGGGUGGGGGCUGAAUCCAGGUUCACUUUUUAAAUGAACACAAGCACGUUCACACAAAUGUGAGUGUACAGAUCUGUACACUUAUACAACAUAAUGUCUGAAUUGGGCUAAUCAUGCAUUUGAAUCCAUGAUUGCUAUACAGGUAGACAGGUACACUCAUCAAAGAGCUAGGAUUGGCUGCAACUCCCCCUUAAGUGUACUUUGUGUGGGAAAACUCACCUGUACUACUUUCUAAUAUAAAGCAUGAUCCUCAACCACUUUGAAUUCAGGAAUCUGAACGUGUAAGUAAGAGAAAUAAUAGCAGGUCAGAAAGCACAUCCUCCUGUGUUAACUAUAUCAACAGCAGCCACAGUUUGAAAUAACAAUUCAGAUUUCUGUUGAAUUCCUAUAGCAUGGGGGAGUCCUUGAUGUCCUUUCGAACUUCUGGCUGGUUGGUAAUAUCUGCAGAGAGGUUACAGCCUGUGGGUUUUAGAUUGGCUAAAGAUGAAAAGUUAAUGAGGUCAAAGGGUAACGGUAAAACUAGGGUUGAAGGUUUGUCUGCAGACAAGGUUUGCAACAGGUGUAGGUAACGGAGCUGGAUGGCAGCUGGUGUGCUGGACAGUCUCUCAGCUGCCAUCUUCAGGGAUUCUGAGGCAACCUUUUCUCCUUCAGCAGCAAUCGCCUAAAAGACAGGGUCAUUUGCAAGUGCAUUUGUCAAAUGGCUGCUGCACAGAAGUAGCUCUUCUCACUUUUCAGGCUCCACUCUCAAACUGCCUUCCUUUUAUUGCUCCCCCUCCCAAUUUAUUUUUUUUUAAACAUUGCCUGACAGUUUACAUUUGCAUUUAGUAUGCAAUGGAUAAUUCUGAGUCUGCAUUAACCAAAAAUGAAUGCACGUGUGCAAAGACUGUAUUUUGAAUUAAGUCAGAAUGGAAGAGCCAGCAACAUUAACUCUGCCCAGUGCCACCCUCCGAUGCUUUGUAAAUACAAGCCAAAGGGCUCUUCAACUGUUUAAUCUUAAGGUUCUAGCAGAAUUCUUCCUUUUGUCAGUUUACCAAAGUCUGUGUGAGCGAGUGAGAGCAAACACUCUUUGUCGUGGGAUACAGAGUAAGAGCAAGGGCUCUGCAAAAAACACUGUGCUGGAAAAGAGAGCAUUAAACAGUCCUGUACAUCUCUCAAAGACCACAGUGGCUGAGAUGCCAUAAGCGGGUUGGUUCUUGGGCCUGGGGGAUAUUAGAGGUGCAGAUUUCCCCUCUAAUUUUAAUUAGAACUAGCUAGCCCUGGUGCAGAGCAUCUGUGCCUCUAGUUCUCCCUCCUUCUCAGCUCCUAGUUCUCAGCCCUCCCACCACCUCUUCCCCACUCCAAUGUUCUUUCUCUCUGGCCAGCCGCUUUUUCCAGCCAGCUGCCACGUCCCCGCCCCUGCCAAUUUCUCCCACCGCCACUGCCUUCUCUCCUCCCCCCACCCACCCAUUCACUGGCCUGUUCAUUGGCCUGAUGUUCCCUGCCACCGUCACUUUCCUCUCCCCCUCGCCUUGCUCAUGAAUUCUUGCGAGAGCUGCCACACAUGGGAUUAGCACUGUGUACGUCUAAGAGAAUUAUAUAUAUAAAUUUUAAUAAUUUGUUUUAUAUUGUUUUUAUUGUGUUAACUUGUGAUUUUUAAUACUGAAAUUUGUACACUGCCUAGAGAUUUACAUAUCCAGUGGUAUAAAAAUAUAAUAAAUAAAUACAUUUGAGGA